Xiphias gladius (swordfish) is the source of this 1397-nucleotide messenger RNA. RefSeq names its product N-acylethanolamine-hydrolyzing acid amidase-like. NCBI's taxonomy places the organism in Eukaryota, Metazoa, Chordata, Actinopteri, Istiophoriformes, Xiphiidae. The transcript has 11 exons. Gene Ontology annotation, biological process: fatty acid metabolic process. Gene Ontology annotation, molecular function: fatty acid amide hydrolase activity. The record is from RefSeq and is a predicted model, not a curated record. Gene Ontology annotation, cellular component: lysosome. Bases 66 to 1133 code for a protein of 355 amino acids.
GACUCGCAGAGGAGUUGCGCCGUGACCAGCAGGCUGCCGGUCUCUCGGGUCGGGCUGGGCCGGUCAUGAUGGCGCGAUCUGCGGUGCUGCUGCUCGGACUCGUACCCGUAGUGCUGUGCCAGGCAGAGUUCGCUCCACCCACAGUGAAUGUCAGCCUGGAUGAAGAUCCAGAAGUGCGAUGGAUGCCUCUGCUGAAGGUCUUCGACGCGGACUUCCUCAAGAAAGCCGGCGCAGAGGUCAUUGACACUACAGUUCCAAAAUGGGUGCAUCAAGCCGUUGCACCUAUUGUGGUGGCCUUGGAAAAGUACGUUCCUCAGCCUUAUGCGGGGGAGAUCCGUGGCAUGGCCUCCAACUUUGGAGGAAGCCUUUCAGACAUCAUCAUUCUCAACUUUGCCUAUGAGAUAUCUGCAUUUUGCACUAGCAUCGUAGCUCAGGACAAAAAUGGGCACGUGUACCAUGGCAGGAAUCUUGAUUAUCCACAUCCUGUUCUGACGAAUCUGACUGUCAACGUUAUUUUCCUCAAGAAUGGAGAGGUGGCGUACCGCGGGACUUCUUUUGCUGGCUAUGUUGGACUGUGGACGGGACAGAGUCCCAACAAGUUUACUGUCUCUGGCGACCAGCGAGGCAGUGAACACUUGUGGAACUGGUGGAAGAAUGUGGUGUCCGCUUUUCUUUUUCAUCGAUCCCCAGUCAGCUGGCUGGUGAGGGAGACACUGGAGGAAGCGCAGAACUUCCAGGAUGCAGUGAUGCGUCUUUCUAAAAUCCCCAUCAUCACUGGGGUGUAUUACAUUGUGGGUGGCGUGCGAGCAGGGGAAGGGGUCGUCAUCACCAGAGACCGAAAGGGCCCUGCCGACAUCUGGCCACUGGAUCCCGUGAAUGGGGGAUGGUACAGAGUGGAGACGAACUUUGACCACUGGCUUCCUCCCCCAGCCAGGGAUCAUCGCAGAGAAGCGGCCAACGAAGCGCUCAAUGCUACUGGCCAAGAUCACAUAAACAUGAAUACACUUUUUCAGGUUUUGUCGCUGUAUCCGGUCUGUAAUGGGAUUACUGUUUACACAACAACAAUGAGUGCAGCAGCCCCCGAGAAGUACAAUACACUUGUCUGGUCACAGGGCUGCAUUAGGACUGACUGAACUGAUUGCAGCCGACAACACACUGACUUUUGCUGCAUCGUCCUUGUGUAUCUGAACUUCGCAGCGUGGUUAUAUGCAGAUUCGUGAUUAUGCGGAGAUUAUAUAAUUGAGACUAGAAAGGAAUUGGACACGUGCAUUUUUAGGGUGACUGUGCUUUUCUGCUUCUAAUUAAAAAGAAAAAGUGUGAUCAUUUUUUUCACCUUUACAUUGUACAUGUGCUUUGAACUUUAUUUGUCGAGCUUAAUAAAAUUUUGAAUACUGAAA